UAAAUUUUGGGGUAUAAAGAGGGAUAGAAGAGAGAGUGAUGAAGAGAAGAGAAACAUGGCAUCAGCAACAGUAACUGAAGGUGGCAUCACCGACGUGCCUGCCAACAGCGUGGAGAUCGAAAAUCUGGCUCGCUUCGCCGUUGACGAUUACAACAAAAAGCAGAAUGCGGUUUUGGAGUUUGUGAGAGUGAUAAGUGCAAAAAAGCAAGAUGUGAGUGGCGUGUUGUACUACAUAACCUUGGAGGCCAAAGAUGGUGAAACCAAGAACGUGUAUGAAACCAAAGUGUGGGUGAGAGAAUGGUUGAACUCUAAGGAGGUGCUUGAAUUCAAGCUCGUCUCAGCAGACACAAAAGGAGGUGGAGUCAGCGAUGUUCCUUCCGACACCGCUCACAUCGAGAAUCUCGCUCGCUUUGCCGUUGAUCAAUACAACAAAAACCAGAAUGCAAAUUUGGAGUUUGUGAGGGUGAUUGAUGCAAAGGAACAGGUGGUGGAAGGGUUCAUGUAUUAUAUAACUUUGGAAGCAAAAGAUGGUGAGAGUACAAACGUGUAUGAAGCGAAGGUGUGGGAGAGGUCAUGGAUUAACUCCACAGAGUUGCUGGAUUUCAAGCCUGUGGAUGUUGCUCUUUAAUCCUCUUUCGCUCUUUGAAUAAGACUACUUAAGUAUGCAUGUAUGGUAUAAAUAAAGGUAAUUCAUGUUACCUACGAUGUAUGCGGCAUAUACGUUUCGCAUAAACUUAAGCAUCAACUCCACUACGUUAUCAUAAAAUUAUAUUUAUUUUGCUUCCUCCA
Vigna unguiculata (cowpea) is the source of this 789-nucleotide messenger RNA. RefSeq names its product multicystatin-like. The record is from RefSeq and is a predicted model, not a curated record. Gene Ontology annotation, molecular function: cysteine-type endopeptidase inhibitor activity. Lineage: Eukaryota; Viridiplantae; Streptophyta; Magnoliopsida; Fabales; Fabaceae.